Dermatophagoides farinae (American house dust mite) is the source of this 2594-nucleotide messenger RNA. Its product is annotated as regulator of hypoxia-inducible factor 1. The record is from RefSeq and is a predicted model, not a curated record. Lineage: Eukaryota; Metazoa; Arthropoda; Arachnida; Sarcoptiformes; Pyroglyphidae. Gene Ontology annotation, molecular function: acyltransferase activity, transferring groups other than amino-acyl groups.
CAAGUGUGAUUCGCAGAUAAAACCAGCAUUGAUCGACAUUUAAUGCAUUUCGCUCACCAUGAUGAUGUCCAAAGCAUACAAAAUUUCGUUUGAAAUGAUUCUAUUUAUCUGGUUUUUGUUGUUUUUUACAUUAACCAUUCAAGAUGAAUCAAACAAAACAUCAAUCUAUGAUUCUACAUCAAAUCUUCGCACUCAUAUCGAACAAUUUGGUCAAGCAAUAUCGUCCGAAUAUUGGAAAACAUUGACCAAAGAUAAAAGUAUUCUGGCUCCUUGGAUAGCAUAUAGUUCAAUAUUGAACCAGAUCAACAAUGCUAUCAUCGACAUGACAUCUGAAUCAUUGAUGCAAAGUGAUUUGAUUACUGGACAAAAAAUUUCGAUCGAAUGUGAACAAUCUAUGACAGAUUUUCUUAUGGCAUUAGUUCGACAAGAAUCUUGGGCCUAUCGAGUAAUCGACGCCAGUGGUUUUAUUUCGUCUGGAAUAUUGUUGGGAACGUAUACAAAUUUUGGUGAUUUUGAUGAAUGUCUUCAUGCAGGCGAAAGUUCUCCUAAUGAAAAUAUUAAUGGCCAAUAUUGUCUACUCAAAUAUCAUGCCGUUGUACCUACAAAUCGAACGCAUUUGAUCACACAAGAUUUGAUUUUUAAUACAACUGGGACAUCACUUGAAUCGACCUUUUUUGCCGAUUUCUUGCGUUACGCUCAUUAUUUCAAAGUUCGUCAAGGUCGUACAGCACUUUGUCUGCCAUCCGGGUGUAGCAAAAAAGAUCUUCAAACAAUCGUUGAUCAUUUGGUCCAAAUUGAUAGAUUUAUUGUCACUGUGGAUAGCUGUCAAACGUUAGCGGAUAUCGAACAUUUUACACCACUUCAAAUAUCGAUUUUAGUUAUAUUCAUUGUGAUAACUGUCAGUGUAGUUACUGCAACAGUGAUUGAAACCUUACCAUUAUGGCACAACAACGAUCAAAACCAAUGGCAUUUCUUCUUGCGUCGUAUAUCAAUCAAACACAAUGUAAUCGCAUUGCUAGAAUCUCCUAGUGCCGAAAAUUUUGCAUCCAUCAACGGUAUUCGAGUAUUGACAAUGUUCUGGCUGGUAUAUGGCCAUGCCUAUCUGCUAUCGGUGAAAGAAGCAUUUCGAUCGAGCACCCGUUUCAUAGAAUCAUUGUUCGAUAUGAAAAUGUAUCUACUUUUCAAUGCUUGGCCUGCUGUCGAUAUAUUCUUCAUAAUGAGCGCCUUACUUCAUUCAUAUCAUUUAUUUAAAUUGUUGCAAUCAAAACAACAAAUUAACAUUCUACGUAUUAUUUUGAAUCGUAUAAUACGACUUUGGCCAUCAUUAUGGCUGAUAGUUGCCUUAAUAUUCAUCAUACCAAACCUAGGUCAAGGUCCAUUAUGGUCAGAAAUGAUGGAGCAACAGGUAAAUAGCUGUUAUCAAAGCUGGUGGAUGAUCAUAUCAUUCACAGCUAAUCUUCGCUCAAAUACCAAAAAUCUAUGCCAAGUGCAUACCUGGUAUUUAUCGGCCGAAUUUCAAUUAUUUUUGCUCAGUUUUUUAUUCAUCUUUUUGAUCUAUCGAUUUGGAAAACGAGCCAUUAUUGGCAUGAGUUUCUGUAAUUUAUUAUUCUGUACAAUCAUUUCCAUUUAUUUUUACAUAAAGAGAUUUCAUCCAACCAUAUUGUUCAAUCAGAUUGACGAAAUGCAAAUGUAUCGAGAAAUGUUUGAAAUCUAUAUGCCAACUUAUCUUCAUUUAACACCAUAUUUGGUUGGUAUUGUAACCGGUUAUCUGUUGGUUACAUACAAAAGUCAACAACCUAGUCCACGAAUGCCUAGAUUUUUUCCAUAUUUUUGGAUUCCAGCUAUAUUAUUCAUCUUAUUGAUCAUUAUUAGUGGUUAUGUAUUCACUACAUAUCCACAAACACCAAUGAUCAUUCAAAGCUUGUAUGCUGGAUUUCAUCGUCUUGCAUGGUCCUUAUCGAUCGCUUAUAUCAUAUUCUUUUGUGAAAUUACAAAUACUGGUCAUUUAGUCAAGGAUUUUCUGAGUAGCCGAAUUUUUACACCCAUUAGCAAACUUUGUUAUUCAAUCUAUCUGAUUCAUUUCAUUAUUACCUGGGUUCGAUAUGCAUAUGCUCGACAACCAUUGGUUUUCAAUCAUUAUACAAUGUUCAACGAAUUCAUUAUUAAUUCUGUCUAUAGUUUUUGCUCGGCCUUAAUUAUUUAUCUGUUGGUCGAAUGUCCAUUUGCCAAUGUUUAUUCUACUUAUAUUGGUAAACGUCAUUGGGUUAUUGGUGAGAUCCGGUUAAAAGCAAGUCGUUCAGAUCAAUUGACCAUAAAUACAAGUACGGCUGUCAUUAAAGACAAUAACAACAAAUCAAUGACAGUUAUCGAAAUGAAAUAAGAUUUAUUCAUAAAACAAUCAUUGUUCUCUUAAUGUUUUUCGAUGACGACAAAAUACAAUUUCGAUUAUCCACAAAGUGAUAUUGAUGACAACACUGGCGAAUAAGAUGUAACCUAAAUUGUGAUAAGUUCCAUAAAUGUCUUUGAUUCCUAUUUGUAUAAAAGUAAAAAUUUUUUAAAAUUUAUCCAUUAAAAUAAAUUCAUUUUACCUAUUA